Xiphias gladius (swordfish) is the source of this 2315-nucleotide messenger RNA. It is a transcript of the gene msl1b, whose product is annotated as MSL complex subunit 1b. NCBI's taxonomy places the organism in Eukaryota, Metazoa, Chordata, Actinopteri, Istiophoriformes, Xiphiidae. The transcript is spliced from 9 exons. Bases 182 to 1786 code for a protein of 534 amino acids. The record is from RefSeq and is a predicted model, not a curated record. Gene Ontology annotation, cellular component: MSL complex.
AUUACGCAUGCGCAGUAGUCGGCGCUUUAAAACAAGUCUUGAGGAGGGAACAUGAAGGCACUUGCAGGUGGACUUGAAUCGUAGUCGUGGAUAACAGCUGCUGAGUUCACAUGGGAACCACGUAGCUGUGGCUGAAUUGCAUCGCCGAGGCGUUGCAGGAUGAAAAGCCCCUGUGUGCGCCAUGACUCUGAGAUCCACGCUGUUUCUAAAGACGGGAUCCAGGCAGAACACUGACACCAUCGACUUUGACAAAACGCAUAUCGGGGCCGCCACCGUGAGUCCCGUAAGCCUGAAGAGGGAGUCCUGCGACUUCGUUCUAGAUGUUCGAGACGUGCAGGGGGGCCAGAUCCCGAGCAAAUCAAAGGUCCUAGACCAGAAUUACAUGACAAGCAAAGUUGCCUUAGCUGCCACAGUUGCUGAAGUAGUUCAAGGAGACAAUAAAACUGUGGGGGUAUUGUCCCCUGUCAGACCAAUGGGGGGUGAGGGAACCCCGGUGAAAGGUAAACCCCUCUCUGUUGACAACAUGGAUAACCCCCAGAUGGCUGUGAACAAUACCCCUAAGGAUGCCGGUGCUGAUGACAGUGCGAAGGGGGUUGUCCCUGGAGUCCUCGGCACCGCAUCCAUUGAACUCUCCUCUGAGGGCAAGUGGAGGAACAUCAGGAAGACCCCUGCCAAUCCCCACACACAGGCCAACUGCCUCCGACAGAUCCUGCUCCUGCAACUGGACCUCAUUGAACAACAGCAACAGCAGCUGCAGUCCAAGGACAAGGAGAUAGAUGAGCUCAAAGCAGACAAGGAGACACUGCUUGCACGUAUUGAGCGCAUGGAGCGCCGGCUCCAACUCACGAGGAAGGAUCCGCCGCGUGACAAGCGCCUUUUCCAGCCCCUGGAGCCAUGGACCCCUGACAAGGAGGACAUGUGGGAUCUGGAUGUAGAGGACAGUCCGCAGCCCAACCAAGCCACUCCACUCCCCUUCAGUCGGGGUGGUAAAGGUCAAAAGAGGAAAUCUUGCUUCGGAGAUGCCAAAGUCCAGAAAUCGCGGGGCAAAAGCGCCAAGCUUAGCCCCCAGAAACCCGAGAUUCAGCCUGGCUCCCCCAAUCAAAGAGAGCUGCGGAGUAAGGAAACCCCAGAGAAGACAGUUCCUUCGCGGUCUGGGGCAGAAAGGGACAUUUUGCUUCCGUGCAAAGAGGAGCCCGAGCUGAGCUGCCAGAUGGAAGAUCUGCCCUUCAUGUCUACCACAGAGAUGUAUCUCUGUUGCUGGAACCAACCUCCUCUGUCCCCUCUGCGUGAGACUUCCCCUAAAAAGGAGGAAGAGGUGGCCAGUGAGUGGACUCCUCAUGUAGUACAUGAUAUGCUGAUUGUUUUUCCCUCCUGGAGAGAAAAUUACAUAGAGCCCUUGGAUGACGACUCUUCCUUCAACUCUCCCGAGCCGCUGGACGACAAUGUGUUUUUGAAACGCCACUCGAAGCUCGAGUUGGAUGAGAAGAGGAGGAAAAGAUGGGACAUCCAGCGAAUCCGAGAGCAGCGCAUGUUUCAGCGUUUGCAGCAGCGCAUGAACAGGAAGAAAGUCGUCCAGGAGACUGAGCCAGAGCUUUCAUCCUUCUAUCCCGACACUGAAGACGUUGAAACUAUAGUGAUCACUCCCUUCUUGCCUGUGGUUGCAUUUGGCCGGCCGUUGCCCAAACUCACACAACAGAACUUCGAGCUGCCUUGGCUGGAUGACCGGAGCCGGUGUCGCAUCGAGGUGCCCAAAAAACACACACCUCACCGGACCUGUCGGAAGUGAAACCCGCGUGGCCAUGACCAGCGGAGAGAUGCCGCUCCACGCCCACAGUAGAAAAACGCCACACGUCUUGUCUGUAGUGGGGGAAAGACGAGUCACCAGUCGCUAUGUAUAACUGUUGCUGUUGCUUUCAGUCUGUGGGAGAGUAAGCGACUCUCCAGUCUCAACGUGUCACCACGGACCAGCUGAUCUCCCCGCAGAGUAUUGGAAAAGGAUGGGAGAUAGCUGCGCCAUCGGGUGACCUUGAUAUUUUCGGUCUCAUUUACACCUCUGAAGGGAAGAUUAAGAGCUCGAUGCUGCAGGAUUACAGUUCCCCCUGUCAGCAGCUGGUGAAGAUUACACAUCAGUUUCUAUCACACCAACAGUUAUUAUGCAUGUUCUGUAACAUGACUGAGAUACAUUUAGUCAGGGCUGUGCCAUCCAAAAAUGAUUUUAUUACGGAAAAGUGGAGUUUCUGCCAGUUUCUAUGCAUAGUCAGCUGACAGGAAAAACUGGGGACUCUAAUCUUGAGUGCAUCCAUGUUUGGGGGGGG